AUGCCCGCCACCGCUGGACGCGUGCCCAUGCCUGCGGGCAACAGGGUGGUCACGGGGAACGCCCUGAAGGUGUCCGAUCGUUGGUCCUCCAUCGUCGGCUCUGAUCCUUACGCGAGCGAGAAGAAGGAGGACGGGGACGUGAUGGAGAAGCUCUGGGCGGACCAGCGUCUGCACGGGAACAAACGCAAAAUUGGCACCGACGAGCGCGGGAUGCCGAUAUUUGAGAUGCUGAACGGCGCCGAGAAGAGGGAGAAGAGGAAGGGAGACGCCAUGGCCGCGAGGGAGAGGGAGUACCAGCUCAUGCAGGAGAAGAAGAGGAGGAUGGACGAGGUGAGGGCGGCGGAGCAGGAGCUGGCAGAGGCGAGCCACAAGGCGAGCAAGAAGCACAAGAAAGACAAGAAGGAUAAGAAGGACAAAAAGAAAAAAAAGAAAAAGGAUAAGAAGGAGAAGAAGGAGAAGAAGAAGAAACACAAGAAGGAGAAGAAGAGCAGGCGGGACAGGUCGUCCAGUGACUCCAGCAGUGACUCGAGCAGCGACGACGAAUCUGACACGGAGGACUCCACCGAGAAGUUCCGCCUCUCCGGUUUCUUCAAGUCCAAGGAAUGA
Messenger RNA from Micromonas commoda, 606 nucleotides. RefSeq lists its product with no specific name. NCBI's taxonomy places the organism in Eukaryota, Viridiplantae, Chlorophyta, Mamiellophyceae, Mamiellales, Mamiellaceae. The transcript has a single exon. The coding region runs from base 1 to 606 and encodes 201 amino acids. The record is from RefSeq and is a predicted model, not a curated record.